AUGCCCAUCUCACCCCUAGCGUCCGGGUCCCCUCUCCUCUCGACGCUGUCCGUCCUCCUUCUCGUCGUCAGCGUCGUCCUCGGCGGUGCGAUAGCCGCUCCGACCACGACCGCGCCUACAACCACUUACAGGGGCAAAGGCGGCAGAAUCACACCACCGACCCCGGACCGCGCCUAUGAGGCCCCGCUCCUCGUCGGCGUCACACCCGCCCCGGACCCGACCCGCGUUUCCCAGCGUCUCCUCCGGGCCCGUCAAGGCGACCCGCGGCCCUCUGACGGCCGCACGAACUUCAUCGCCUGGUACUCCCAGUCCGGCAGCUGGGUCUCUGCAACGUGCCCGUCGGACAACUACUUUGCGGCAGAUGACAGUUUCGGCGUAUGUUGUCCGCGGAACAAUCCGUACUGCGAGAUGGCGACGUCGUGUGGAGGGCCGUUUAACAACUACGCGAUCGGACCGACUGGACAGGCAGACUGUGGGCCGAGUAACACCUGCGACACAAUCACCAUGCUCCAAACGCAGGGCAGUACCGACGCGAGGAGGAUCAUCUUCUGCAUCGCCAUGUCCGAGCUCUACGUUUUACCCAUGACUUGGUACCGCGUCACGAAUCCACUCCCCGAAGCCUCCGUCGCAACGGUAACUGUGACCCUGAGCACAACGGUGACGGCAACGGCACAGGCCGGAAAUUCCACUGGCGGGCAACCAGGUAGCCCUUCUCAGUCGCCCCCUGCAAAAAUGGCUCUGGUCAUAGCUGCAAUGAUCUCGUUCUUGGCUCUCGUUCUUCCGUAA
Messenger RNA from Colletotrichum orchidophilum, 786 nucleotides. RefSeq lists its product as uncharacterized. Lineage: Eukaryota; Fungi; Ascomycota; Sordariomycetes; Glomerellales; Glomerellaceae. The coding region runs from base 1 to 786 and encodes 261 amino acids. The transcript is spliced from 3 exons. The record is from RefSeq and is a predicted model, not a curated record.